UACUUUUUAAGAUACGUGUUUGCAGACGGGGAAAUGGAGGCUAGAGACAAGCAAGUGCUUCGCUCCCUUCGCCUGGAGCUGGGUGCAGAGGUGCUGGUGGAGGGAUUGGUUCUUCAGUAUCUUUACCAGGAAGGGGUCUUGACGGAAAACCAUGUUCAAGAAAUCAAAGCGCAAACCACAGGCCUUCGGAAAACAAUGAUGCUGCUGGAUAUCCUUCCCUCCAGAGGCCCUAAAGCAUUUGAUGCAUUCCUAGAUUCCCUGCAGGAGUUUCCCUGGGUCAGGGAGAAGCUGGAGAAGGCUAGAGAAGAAGCCAUACCUGAGCUGCCUGCAGAUGACCGGAUAACUGGCAUUCCUCCGCACAUCCUCAACAGCUCCCCAUCAGACCGGCAGAUUAACCAGCUGGCCCAGAGACUGGGCCCUGAGUGGGAGCCCAUGGUGCUGUCUCUGGGACUGUCCCAGGCAGAUAUCUACCGCUGUAAGGCCAACCACCCCCACAACGUGCAGUCGCAGAUGGUGGAGGCCUUCGUCCGCUGGAGGCAGCGCUACGGGAAGCAGGCCACCUUCCAGAGCUUGCAAAGGGGCCUCCAGGCCGUGGAGGGGGACCCCUCAGUACUCCAGCACAUGUUGGAAUGAUGGUGCCUCCAUCAACUCUCUAGGGAGUGCAUCCCCAAGUCACAUAUGCUCAGGCAGGUAGUUUUGUGUGUGUGUGUGUGUAAUUUCUUUUUAAUGAUCCUUAGAUGAAAGGAGAAAAUAGGAUUUCCACUUGACAUUACCUGAAAGGCUGGGUUACUCAUAUCUCCCACAUUGACUUGACAAUUCAUUGUUUUUAAUCACUUGAAGGUUUCAUUGUCUUAAUUGUUAAGGUUUUAAUUGUAUGGGUUACCUUUUGGUAGCCUGGUAAAGCAUAGUGGCUCAAAACUAUACUUUGUUAUCACAUUACAUGCAGGUGUCCUAUGCAUAAAACAUCCACUUUUACGUUGCCUGGGAACUGAACUGUGGACUUUGCUAUUAAUGAUGAUGAUGAUAAUAAAAAGUGAAUUACUAUAUAUAAUGUGGCCCUUUCAUGAGAAAGUGUUAUUUGUUUUUUCCUCAUUCUUAUAUGCAUAGAUUAAGGGUGUAAAUUUACAGUUAUCAUUUCUUUGGAACAGAAUUGAUAGCAACAAGAAAAUGGUUACUUUCUUCAGUCAAGAUAAAUAGCUUCGGCAGGGUGUCUGCAUUAAAUUUUAGACACUAAAGCUCCCUGCAAGACCAGUUCAAGUACCAGCAUGUAUACAUGAGCCCUUCAUCUUUAAGAGAUUGCUUAAGAAAUCCUGUACCAUUUAUUUAAAGGAUUUAGUCCCUGGACAGAAGGGGCUCUGGUCUUUCCAUUGAAGCCCUAAUGAUUGAAGUGUUAUGCUCUUAAGGAGUAUGAUUUAGCUUUCUGUCCUUUUAUUAAUAAUAUGUGUUAUUUGUCAGUGCUUUACUGUUUUCAAGGCUUUUCACAUAUGGGAUCUCAUUUGUACCUCACAAAAAUCCUAUGAAGUAGUUGGGCAAGAGGGGUGAGCCUCCGUCUACAGGGAGAUUAGUGGUUGGCCUGGGCGAAUGAGCUGGAUUGUGUGCUUUGGAGCGCUGUUCCUGGGUGCCCUUUGCAACUUCUCGUGUGGCUUCUCCUUUCCCAUAUGUGCUCAUUGAAGAAGCUGAGACCUGCUCUCUGCCUGCUGGCAGCAUCACCUUGAAUAAGUUACUUCACUUCUCUGAGCCUCUCAGUGUCCUCAUUUUUAAAAUGAGGAAAUGAUUGUCUUCACCUCCAAGAUAUUUGGAAUGAUGACUGCCAAGGGCUCAUCUAGUGGCUGUCUGGUCCACAGUCACCUCGCAGGAAAUGGUAGCUGUUAACCUGCUGCUGUGGCUGAACCUGGACGCAGUUCACAGACGAAGCUGCGAAGUGGCUAAAGCUGAGCACACUGUAGGAAGAUCCGUCACUACCCGGUUUCUUGCUAAGCUUUAAAAUGUGAUGUGAUUUUAUUAACUCUACAGUGGGUCCAAUCAAGAGAGGGACAGGUGAACAUCCCCAAUUUAUGAUUUGACCUUCUGAGUAAUCAGAGAAUCUACUUCUUAAUCCUAACCUAACUCAGGAUGUUUCAAAGGGGGGAAAAUUAUACCUUUUUCUCUCUUCAUUCUGAGGUCAGGUGUAUAGAGUAGUAGACUUGAGCAUGAAGUGGGUACUCAAAAGAUGACAGUGGUGUGUUGACAACAUCCUUUUGGAUGUCUGGCAACCAUAUUCCCUUUACUAAAAAAGAUCAGUAAUUUCACGGUUCAACAGACAGUUCAGCAGAAUGGUCUACUGUUUCAUCAGCUCUAAUUUUCCAUUUUGUAGCCCAGCCAUUAAUUUGUUAUUUUGUAAAAUUCUAAUACUUUUGGCCCCAUCACUGAAUCCAGUGGCAGACUGUACUUCUACGGCAUCUUCAAUAAACUGCUUGUCAUUUUGAACCA
Molecule: messenger RNA, 2469 nt
Organism: Miniopterus natalensis
Lineage: Eukaryota; Metazoa; Chordata; Mammalia; Chiroptera; Miniopteridae
Gene: CRADD
Product: CARD and death domain containing adaptor protein
Biological process (GO): cellular response to mechanical stimulus; positive regulation of apoptotic signaling pathway
Cellular component (GO): cytoplasm
Molecular function (GO): protease binding; death domain binding
Source: RefSeq, a predicted model, not a curated record